Melanaphis sacchari is the source of this 1483-nucleotide messenger RNA. RefSeq names its product zinc finger HIT domain-containing protein 2. The record is from RefSeq and is a predicted model, not a curated record. The transcript has 7 exons. NCBI's taxonomy places the organism in Eukaryota, Metazoa, Arthropoda, Insecta, Hemiptera, Aphididae. Bases 435 to 1481 code for a protein of 348 amino acids.
ACUCUAACUUUCUAAGAUAUCAUUGGUUGGGAUCACGAUUUAAAAUAAUACGGUCUAUGGAUUGUUUCAUGGUUGAUAAGAAUGAUGUGAAAAUACUGAAAAUUAUAAAACGAAAAGAGCCGGGAGACGGGAACCUAUUAUUAUUAUUUAUUAAAUAUUAAUAUUAUUAUGCUGAAUAAUUUACACUUUGUGCUGUGGAAUUGUUGAAUGUUGAAUUGUAUUUCUACUAUAUAUAUUAUAUACUUAUUUUUUUCAAUUUUUAUUGAUAUCUGACGCAUUUAUACAGCAUUCAAUUAUUGCAUACUUAUAUAUUUAAUUCAUCAUAAGUCGUGAUGUUAUUGUCGUAUUAAUUAUAUAUAAUUUUGUUAACCCAUUUCAUUUUUAAAAUUUCAUAUUUGUUUUUAUGAUCAACCAGUAAUUUUCACGUAUUGAAUAUGAAUACCGAUACUAUUUGUAAAUUUUGUGAUGAGAAUCAAAGCAGAUAUGUUUGUCCAAAAUGUGGAGCACCUUAUUGUUCCUUAAUAUGUUAUAAAUCUCCGAUUCAUCUGGAGUGUUCAGAACAAUUUUACAAAGAAUGUAUUCAAGAAGAAUUAGAUGUUCAAGAUUCAGAUGAUGUAAGCAAGAAAGAAAUGAUGGAUAUUCUUAAAAGAGUAUAUGGAGAAAAUGAAGAUUCUGAAAGUGAUUCGGAUGAUGAAGAAUUCUUAGAUAUCAACGAAAGAUUAAAUGGAAUUGAUCUAAAUGAUGCUGAGAAAGUUUGGAGUUCUUUAACUGACUCAGAAAAAGCAGAAUUUGAACACCUUGUUAAGUCUGGUGAUAUCUCGAAAAUUCUACCUCAGUUUACUCCUUGGUGGUGUUUACCGAUUGAAAAACAAAUAGUAACAGAAGUUGACGAGAAUAUAAAUGAUAGUGAGUUUCCACAUUUAAUAACCAACAUCCCAAAAUUUUCUUUACUUUCAAAAAAAGCACCAUCAGACUGCAUUAAAUGGAAUUUAGUGAACAUGAUAACUUCAUAUGUGUUUUUGAUACGAUAUUAUAAUGGUAAACAUAAAUCGUAUUUAACAGAAUUUAUCAAUGGACUUUAUAAUUUGUCAAAAAAUUUAUCUUUUAAUCAAAAUUUUGAAUCAUAUGACUUAGCGGUAAAAUCUGUUGAGCUUUGUAUUCAAGAGCAUGAAAUGUUUAAAGGUUUUCAAGAUGGUUUUAAUCUUAUAAAUAAUGAUUUGGAAACAAUAUUUAGUAAUGGUUUGGAUUCAAACUGCAAUCAUAAUAUUAAAAUAGCUUUAUCUGAUAUACAUAAUUUACUGACAAUGUAUAAAAAUGACCAAAAAAAUGCUUCAUUGAAAAAAACAGAACAAGGAGAAUUUAAUAAAAAAUUUCCUGAUGCUAAAGCCACUUAUUCUAUUUUCGUAGACGUUAAGAAAGUACGUUUAUUAUUGAAAAAGAUUGAAUAUUUUUUAGCAUGGGUAGAUGAAAGUAAAUUAUAAGA